Molecule: messenger RNA, 3495 nt
Organism: Rhododendron vialii
Lineage: Eukaryota; Viridiplantae; Streptophyta; Magnoliopsida; Ericales; Ericaceae
Exons: 5
Coding region: 1-3480 (1159 amino acids)
Source: RefSeq, a predicted model, not a curated record
AUGAUAUAUUUGAUUGAUGAGUCGUCUAUGACCGUGGUGUCCACGGCGACCGUGUUGUCCACGGCGAUCGUGCACAUGUUUUCUAUCAUUGCAAAAGGUCUUGAAAAGAAUAGCAUAAGAAUUUGUAUACGGCAACUUUACAUAUGUAUUGCUUUACUCGACACCGAAAUUUUUUCUGCAAGGGUAUCAAGAACCCUUACUUUCUUACGGCUCCAAGAAUACUUGACAGUUGGUGUUUCGCAAUUUGCCUUCCAAACCUUCCGUUGUUCAAAGAUGGCAAUUUUCGCAGACACGAUCCUUCAUGGCCAAGCACUGCUUUCCAUUGCUGAGGGGCAGAGCGCAUCUGACGAAGCAUUACUUCUUCCGGUCUUUGAUCCUAUCAUUGGAUCACCUUCUUCAUGCCAACCUGCAGUUGCUGACUUUGCCCAUCCGACACAAUGGUUCAUUGACACUACGACAGACUUGCAUGAUCUCACCAGCUCUACCACCAUUCCUUCCUCCAAGGCGCUCUUGUUGCGGUCAUCACUCCAUUCCAAAGAUGAUGCCACAGAACACUUUGCCUUGCUAGGUGAUCGAAUCAAUGACGGAAAAGCCGCUUGGAAAGCUCCUCUUGCCAGCUUUGGCCAAUUUUCAUUCAUCAAUCAAUAUUGGGAGUGGGUAGAAGACGUACUUGGGCGAUCUUCAGAAAUACUUUUUCAGGCAAGGAUUUAUGGUGCCGUCUAUGCUUCUCGUUUCACAUAUGACCGUGAUGCAAACCUCAUUCAAUCAUUCUGCGAGCAUUGGUGUCCUUCCACAAACACACUUCAUACACCAGCAGGAGAGCUAUCAAUCUCCCUUUGGGAUCUAUUUUAUAUUGGUGGUCUGCCGAUCUAUGGAAAAUUUUACGACGAAGUCAUCCCGCCGGCAUGCGAUCUGACAGGCGUCGACGAAAACAACAUGUACCUCCUUCCACCUAGUUGCAGGCACCUCUUUGCAGCGUACCACAGACUUUUUCGUGUUUCAGAAACUCACCAUAUCACCGCCCGUGACUGGAUCCAUUUCUGGUGCAGGCUAAAAAGUAGAUAUUCAAAUCUAUCUCCUAAUGAUCAGAGCGAGGGAUCAAGCAGGCCAACUGGACACACUAGCAUGCCACCAGAGCGCACAAAGGAUGAAGAAGGAGCAUUCAACGAGCUAGGCAUCAAAGCACAUUUAAGGGAAGAAGUCUAUUUAGCAGCCUUCCUGUCAUGCCGGCUGUCCGUAUUUGUCCUACCCAAUGGAAAAGCAAACCAAAUUCGUCCUACCGUCUUCAAAGUUGCAAGCAUGAUGGCGCGCGGAUCUACAUUUUCUUUGGCGGUGCCCGUUCUGGCGAGCAUAUACCAUGGCUUGAGGCAAAUUUCAUCAUCUUCUACUCCAAGUCUGUGCCAUGCGAUCCUUCCCAUGCAUUAUAUCUACGGAUGGCUUGGCAACUACUUCGACACAUACCUUCCAUCCCUACACUCUCAACCGGGCGUUAGAAUGGUCCGACUAGCCGGAGAGAAGAAUGCAAAACAUUUCACAGCAAUUGGGGCCCGGAAACUCCUAAAAAGCGUUGAUCCUUCGCAAUUAUCGUCCUUGGCCAUGUUUGACAAAGAAGAGAGGUUAAUGGUAGAUGACGGAAAGCAAUCCCACUUCUGGACAGCCUACACCAUCAGUCUUCGUUCAAGUUACCUGACUCUUCGCUGUGAUAUGCAGUAUAUUGUUGAGUCUUACAGCCCUCAUCGAUUCUCACGACAAUUCAACUUUUACCAAGACAUACCCGGAAAAUUGGUGGAAGAAGCAUGUCCCCUCAAUCUACCCGAUGUCGUAGGACUUUGGCAAUCCUGCACGAAGCUUGGCACCAAGGCAAAACUGAGAAUUCCUAUCUCCUCGCACAAAGGCCUUACCACAAAGCGAUAUCAAGAGUGGUGGACAAAGCAUGCAAGUGAUUUUGUCAAAGGAGACAUUGAGCCUGCCGAAAAGCAAGAGAAACCCAAGACUCCAAUCAGAAUUCGCCUAACCAAGGGCAAGGGAGCAGUUACACCUAUUAAGAAUGCCCAUGAAGUUGAAGGCACUAAAGCAAUAGCAAGCAAAGCUAAACCAAGCAAGGCUAAACCAGCAGUUCUACCUACUAUUGGUAACGAGGAAGUUGACGGCACUAAUGCAACAUUAGGUAAAACCAAAGCAAGCAAAACUAGAUCAAGCAGGGCCAAACCGAAAGUUCCACUUGUUGUUAGCACCCAUGAGGUUGAUGGCGCCAAUGCAACAUUAGGCAAAGCCAAAGCAAGCAAAGCUAGACCAAGUAAGGCCAAACCAAACCAAGGAAAGGAUCUACCCAAAGAUGCAUCCAAAGACAUGGAGAGAUCAACUCUCAAGCCUAAACCUCUCUUGAAGAUUUCUGCUCCAAAAAUUCCAUCCGUGAUUGUCAAAAAUCCAACCACCGAAAAUAGAGACAAGAAAAGAAGCCUUGUGAUUUGUGAUGGGGACAGCAACUCUAGCCAAGGUGAUCGUCACUGGAAUCGCCCCAAGAAGCAGAAAAAUAUAGCCCAAGUCACACCCUUGGAGGAUAUCCACAUUGACACGGACGGUUUUUUCCAAGAUGUGCCUGAUAGCAGCACACCUUUGGAGGAUUUAGAAGCACACUUGGGAGUCAACAACUUGAAUCUUGGUGAUGAACUACACUCUCAAAGCAGUGGAGGUUCUAUAGAUGGUCCAGAUUCCUUUGGAUUGCUUUCUCGUAAGGGAAAAUCUGUCGAAGAAGCAUCACGUCAAAUUUCUCAUGAGAAGGCUCUUGUUGACAUGCCCAAAGUGCCAAUAACAGAACCAAGACAAUUUCGAGUGAGACCUUUUGGUUCCACCUUAUCCGAUGUUAGUGUUUUUCAAGGGAUAGAUGUGAUUGCUAAAAGUCGGUGCAAGUAUGUCUCAGGGUUGUGGUCCCAACUUUCACAUAAGAUCGAGAAAACCAGCUUGGAUCAUGUCGACGAUAUUGAAGAUGAGGCUGAGAAGGUCCUCGAAGAGAUGAGAAACAUGAAAGUAAUGGACAUUUCUCCGUUACAGCACAACCUUAAAAGCUUCUUUGAUAAUAUUCGGGCAUACAAAAACCGCUCCACUUCUAUCAAAUCAUGUGCAAGUCAGCUGACAAAUAUUUCUCAAACUCUUUCUCAUGCUAAAAUCAGAGAAAAUGAGGUAAUUAAAGAAUCUAAACUUCAUCAACAAGAAUUUGAAGCCCUUGAAGUUGACAGGGCUAAGUUGAAAAGAGCAUUGGAAGGCAUAGACACCAAGCUGAAGGCCAAAGAAGAAGCGGUUGUUGCAAAUGAAGGAGAAUUAUCCAAGGUGCAACUUGAGAUCUCUAACCUUGAAGAUAAGGUCUCUGCUAUCAAGAAUGCUGCAGUACAGACUGAUGAAGACAUUGCAAAAUUGGAGGAGAUGAGAAGGUUGCUUGAAGCAAAUCAAAACGAGUUGGCGGACGUCAAGCUAUUUCCUUAGUUUUAGUUUUCUUUU